Messenger RNA from Pyrus x bretschneideri (Chinese white pear), 1176 nucleotides. Its product is annotated as protein E6. Lineage: Eukaryota; Viridiplantae; Streptophyta; Magnoliopsida; Rosales; Rosaceae. The transcript has a single exon. Bases 85 to 921 code for a protein of 278 amino acids. The record is from RefSeq and is a predicted model, not a curated record.
CCACUACCUCUCCCUCCACUAUAACACUCCCACACUUCUCACUUCACACUUCACAGCAGUUGCCUCCCACAACAAUUGCCAAUCAUGGCUCCUCCUCCUACCAAAUUCUUCUCUCUCCUCUUCCUCCUCUCUCUCAUCCUCCUCUCUCUCCAAGCUCAAGCCAGAGACAGCCAAUUCUUUAGCAAAGUCGCCAGCUCCAACAACAACAAUGUGAAGGAAUCAGAGCUCCCCAAAACAGAGUCCCCAAAAACAGAGACUCCAAAAACAGAGUCCCCUGUUUUCAAUCCAGAAAAAGAGCAAGAGCCAACUUUCGUUCAAGAGACUCAAAACGGAUACGGCCUCUACGGCCAUGAGUCCGGCCAGCUUCCUCCUGCCACCUCCACCACUGGGACGGAGAAGCAGCACACUACAAACUACCCCGAAAGGUACAACACCCACUACAAUCCCAACGAAAACAACUAUUACAAUGGGAACAACUUUGAGGCCAACCCUAAUGGCCUCAGCGACACGAGGUUCGCUCAGAGCAGCUACACCACCACCACCGCCACCCCUAACAACCACCAGAACAACAAUUUUGAGGCCAACCCUAAUGGCCUCAGCGACACGAGGUUCGGUCAGAGCAGCUACACCACCACCACCGCCACCCCGAACAACUACCAGAACAACAAGUACUACAAUUUUGAGAAGCAGGGGAUGAGUGACACUAGGUUUUUGGAGAACGGCAAAUAUUACUACGACGCAAGAAGCGAGAGCAACUACAACCAGAACCAGUAUGGAAACUCUAGGGUUGUGGACUCCAAAAACUGGUACAAUAACAGGGGUAAUAACGUCAACGGAAAUGCGAAUCAGAACACCUAUAACACCAUGGAAGAGUACCAGACCGAGGAGGAGCAACAGAGCGAAGAUCAGUUCGUGCCAUGAGACUUGUUUUGAGUAGUACCACUUUGCUGUGUUUUGAUAUGCAUUUAUGGUAAUAUGUUUAAGUGGCAAACAAAAGAACAUGAUUAAAGAUAGAUUAUUGGUUUUUCUAAUGUUUAUUUAUGAUAUAUAUUGUCUCUGUUUUUGCAUAAAAAUGCUUUAAGUGUUCAUGCUUUGAGAAAGAUCAAGUUUGUGGACUAUGAAAGAGUCAAUAAAAUGUAUACUAGCUUCUUGCUACAACAGAUUUUAGUUGGUUUA